AUGGCUCCGAAGAAGGGUGUUAGGGCGCCGGCGGCCGCCAAGAAGAAGGCGGAGAAGGUUGUGAAUCCUCUGUUCGAGAAACGGCCGAAGCAGUUCGGCAUCGGAGGCGCCCUGCCGCCGAAGAAAGAUCUCCACAGGUUUGUGAAAUGGCCGCAGGUUGUGAGGAUCCAGAGGAAGAAGAUGAUCCUGAAGCAGCGUUUGAAGGUUCCCCCGUCAAUUCAUCAGUUCUCUAAAACCCUCGAUAAGAAUUUGGAUUAUCCACUCACACAACUUACAGCGACCAGCCUUUUCAAGAUGCUACUCAAGUAUAGGCCGGAGGACAAGGCUCAGAAGAAAGAGCGUCUCUUGAAAAGAGCUCAAGCUGAAGCUGAAGGAAAGACCCCAGAAUUGAAGAAGCCUAUUGUGGUGAAGUAUGGCCUUAACCAUGUCACCUAUCUCAUUGAGCAGAACAAAGCUCAGUUGGUCGUUAUUGCCCAUGAUGUUGAUCCAAUCGAGUUGGUCGUCUGGCUCCCAGCUCUGUGCAGAAAGAUGGAAAUCCCAUACUGUAUUGUGAAGGGGAAAGCUAGGCUGGGCACUAUUGUCCACAAGAAGACUGCCUCUGUUUUAUGCUUGACCUCUGUAAAGAAUGAAGAUAAAUUGGAGUUCAGCAAGAUUCUGGAGGCCAUCAAGGCCAAUUUCAACGAUAAGUAUGAUGAGUUGCGUAAGAAAUGGGGUGGUGGAGUCAUGGGGUCUAAGUCUCAGGCCAAAACAAAAGCAAAGGAGAGGCUUCUCGCAAAGGAGGCUGCACAAAGGAUGACUUGAAGGGACAUAUAUUUUGCUGUAUUGUCUUUUAGUCAUAGAAAUCCGAUGAGGAUAGAACUUGUUAUGUGCACUUGUUUACCCAAUUUUCUUAAUAGACAUCAAUUUUGUUUCAGUUUGACUGUUGUCUUUUUUGUUUUAAUUUUGAGCCAUUCGAUUGAAACCUUGAAAGAAUUUAUCUUGUUUAUUCCUAUUCCUGUUGUGUAUUUACAUUUUUGGGUCGGAUAUUCGGCUGCUGUUUUAUUUUAUGAUUAUGCUUUGGAGAAAAAGAUGAGUAGCUGGGCAAAGCAGCACCACAGAAAUUAGAGAUAAAGCCUUGGCAUUUAUUGUUGUGGCCACAUAAUUAUAGUUGGAGAAUAAAUCUUUUGACAGAAAGAUGCAUUUGUAGUCUUUCUUCUAUUCAUGCAAACCUG
Molecule: messenger RNA, 1211 nt
Organism: Striga asiatica
Lineage: Eukaryota; Viridiplantae; Streptophyta; Magnoliopsida; Lamiales; Orobanchaceae
Source: the annotation of a GenBank genome assembly